Molecule: messenger RNA, 2807 nt
Organism: Klebsormidium nitens
Lineage: Eukaryota; Viridiplantae; Streptophyta; Klebsormidiophyceae; Klebsormidiales; Klebsormidiaceae
Source: the annotation of a GenBank genome assembly
GUCCACGAUGCAGAGUCACUCCAGCAACGAGGGAUGUGAGAGACCUUGAAGUCAAGGAAAAUUCAGUGCCAGAGCCCUUUUGAAAGGCGGACUGAUUGGGAUACUUAGUGCCAACGCAUGAGCAAAGGCUUGAAGCAGGAGGAUCGUGAUCUUCCUGGGCAUAACCGACAAGACGAGCACAAAAACUCUCGGAAACUCUGUCCUUAAAGCGGUCGCUCCAGCGUCGCUUGAUUCUGUCCUAGAAGGGCUCGCCCACGUGAGAAAAUCUCGCCCUUUGAUUCGGGCAUAUCAACGCUCGGUACCCCUGAAUCUAGCGCCCUUCUGGGCCUCAGCUUCGUCAUCUAAGAUCGUGGUCGAGUGCGAGGGCUGAGUGGCAGGUUGGGAGGGCUCAAGCGCCGCAUUCACUGGUCUCUGCGGGACGUCACUGGUGAGGUUCUAUGGCGUCUGGCGCAGUGCUCUUCAAGGCGGCCGGGGCGAAGCCUUUAUGUUCGUGCGGGCAGGCAGGCAAUGCCCCUGCAACGCCCCGGCGAUCUGCGUUCAGGGCACUUCCUCGCCCUCUGUUUGAGGGAUCGAGGCUGGGCCGGUUCCACCCCGAGUACAGGGUGGGGUCGGGACUGAGGCGCCUCUCGCCGAGGGCAGAGACCCCCCAGGGAAGAGCAGAGUCCGCUGGGAGUCCCACUGGGGAUGACAGUAAGCCUCAGGUGCUCAAGGCACAGGCCCUCAAGCUGAGUAUCGAGCGUGUGGAGAAGAGGAUUGAUCGUGUGGAGAACCAGAUCGACGCUGUAGCUGCGGCUGCGGCUGCGGCUGCGGCUGAUGGCAAGAGCACAGAGUUGUUGCAGCAGGAGAAGGUCGCGCUGCAGCAGGAGAAGGCCGCGCUCGAGCAGCGACUGACCGCGCUCGUGCAGGCAGAGCUGGGAAAUCUGAAGCUGCAGCAGACACCAGCGGCGGCGGCCCCAGACCCUGCAGUCCUGGAGGGGCUCCAGAAGUACGCUGAGUUCAUUGCGCGAGCGGACACUGCCAGUGGAGUCAUACAGAUCCCGCCCGAGCUUAGGGUCAGAUUGCCGCCAGGCCUGCGGAAAAGCAUUGUCAUCCGGGAGUGCUACCGCACGGUACUGACGAAGCUCGAGGCUCUUGGGGACAACUUUGCGGUGGUCCUGAGUGGCACCCCGGGCAUCGGAAAGUCUGCCUUUGCAGUCCUCCUCCUGCACCACUUAGCAGGGCAGGGGGCACAAGUGGCAUACAGGUACAAGGAUCAGGCUACACAGGACACCAUCAUCUUCUUCGAUUUUUCAGAUCCUUCCGCCAUCAACGUAAAAUGGGCUUCUGAAAGCGCUGCUGACUUCCCAUCCCUUGAAUCUCUCUCUUCGCGCCCCACUGUCUGGCAAGUGAUAGAUGGACGAGCACCCCCUCACACGCAGUUCCGGGGUUAUGGUCGCUGCGUGGUACUGUGCUCGCCCAACAGAGACAACUACUGGGAGUUCCGCAAGGGAGAGAGAUGCUUCCUGUGGUGGCUGCCAGUGUGGACGCUGAAGGAGCUGGAGGACUGCCGGGAGCACCUCUACGACCAGGUGUCGCAAGAGCAGAUGGAGAAGCGCGUGGAGGAGUUUGGCGGGCUCGUCAGGCACGUCUUGGCGAACCCUAUCCUGUCUUUCGACGACAUCGCGCGCACGCUGGAUGCUGACCAGGCCGUGGAGCUGUACAAUCUGAGCGCCCAGUCUUCGGACAGUGAAGUGCGGCACAUCUUCGCACACAUCGAGGCGACAGAAGACCUUGAGUGGGUCGGGUACACCCUCGGUUCGCAACGGAUCAAAGAGCUCGUCUACCAGAAAGCUAAGCUCGGCCGGUGGCGGGACCUGACGGAGAUGCUGCGCGCUGCAGCUGAGGAGCCGACCUUGGGCAAGAUGACCGGGGAUCUUCUAGAGCAGUACGGGCAUGACAUGUGUCAGCAGGGCAUAGCGCUAGAUCCCGAGGAUGUAAAGGAGGUGUCCAAGGGGACAGUGGGUCGGCCACGAACGGAGACAGAAGCGGAGGAGAGGCAGAGGGAGCAAGCGAUCAAGGAGAUCCGGGAUGCGUUUGGGGGCAGCAAAGAAAAGAAGUACGACGCAUCAAGCGAAGGAAUCGACUUGGCGAAGCUGGUGCGGACGUAUGUAAAGCCGUUGGUAAAAGUGCAGGAGUCUUGGGAUUCACUAGUCUGCUCGGGCGACGGCUGGGUCAACGCUGUCCAGUUUACGCGCAACGUCCAGCAUCGAACCAGUGCGGAAGGGAUGCGGCUGCUGGUGGAGCGCGCCAGCGCAAGCGGAGUGAAGGUUCGAUUAGUGCAUGUGGUGCCGACAGAGAGGUUUGAUGAGUACGGAUGGCAAUCUUGGUCCAAGGGCAAGAAAGUUCUAAGAGAUGAGGAAGUCCCUGCCGUGCUCAAAAGCAUAAAGCAAUGGGUUGUUCGUUUGAAGCUUCCUCCUGCAGGUAGUUGAGCAUCAUUGCCACUAGUGCUCGUGCCCGAGUGAUCGGGUAAGCGCAAAUGUACAGCGGUGCGACCUAACUGGCACGUUUCCAAGCGAACACUCCCCAUUGCGAUAAAAAGAAAAGAUUAUGGUACAAGUUGUCUUGGCUUUACUUGUAAAUCAGCCAGCAGCUUCGAAACAAUUUAUAGCUGGACUUGGACUUUGGAUAGCAGAAUGAGCUGCCAUGUCAUCGUCUGCUUGCAGAAGCAACUGAGCAAUUGAUCCUUCGGAGCUUUCCUGCCUACACAUUGAGCUAGUCAGCAUUGUGCAAUCACUUAUUGCAAAUUUUCGAGGUACAGGGUUUGUAGU